Mobula hypostoma (lesser devil ray) is the source of this 1131-nucleotide messenger RNA. Its product is annotated as butyrophilin subfamily 1 member A1-like. Gene Ontology annotation, cellular component: external side of plasma membrane. Gene Ontology annotation, molecular function: signaling receptor binding. Lineage: Eukaryota; Metazoa; Chordata; Chondrichthyes; Myliobatiformes; Myliobatidae. The coding region runs from base 1 to 1131 and encodes 376 amino acids. Gene Ontology annotation, biological process: T cell receptor signaling pathway; regulation of cytokine production. The transcript is spliced from 3 exons. The record is from RefSeq and is a predicted model, not a curated record.
AUGGAGGUUCGGUGGUUUAAAAGUGACUUUUCAGCGCCAGUGCAUUUGUACACCGCUGGCCGUGAUCAGCCCACCGUACAGGACGCAGCUUACAAAGGCAGGACGGAGCUUUACAGAGAAGAGUUUCCUCGUGGGAAUGCCUCUCUCAAACUGAAGAAUGUAAAUGCACAUGACAGUGGGGAAUAUAGGUGCUUCAUUGACUACAAAGAUGACUACGAUGAAACAAAGAUCUUACUAACAGUUGGAGGUGUGGGACAACAGCCUUGGAUUGACCUGGAAGGAACCUAUCAUCACGGAGUUCGUCUUGUGUGUAAAUCUGACGGCUGGUACCCUGUACCAACUGUGUACCGGUUGAACGGGAAUGAGGAGAAUGUGACGAGACAAUCUGUGACGACACGAAAAGACCAGUCCAGUGGCCUUUUCGCUGUUUUCAGUCAGAUUGAUGUGACAAGUGAUUCUGUGAACAAGUAUUCCUGUAUAAUGAGAAACAAUGUACUGAAUGAAGAGAAAAUGGCCCAAAUCCAAUUGUCAGUUUCUGUGACCCUAGAUGGCGAAACUGCAAAUCCUAAACUUGGACUGAAAAACCAGAACAGUGUGAAACUGACCGAGGCCGAGCAGAAUUGCCCGGACACCGGGAAAUGCUUCACAGAACUGGAAUCCGUGCUGGGGCUGGACGAAUUCCAAUCAGGGCGAUAUUAUUGGGUGGUGGAGGUAGGGAUGAAUCGGAACUGGAGUCUGGGAGUUGCCACAGAGACUGCCGAGAGGAACGGGAGUGUUGAACUGACACCGGAGAAUGGAUUCUGGACCAUUGGGCGUGUGGGAGACGAGUUUCACGCAAACGACUCUACUCCCAUCGCCCUCAGCACCAGGCGUGUCCCCGAGAAUCUGGGAAUAUAUCUCAGCUACGAGUCCGGGAUAAUUUCGUUUCACAGCUUGCCUACAAAGACCUGUGUCCACACCUUCACUGUAGACAAAUUCGAGGGGAAACUUUAUCCUUUCAUCAGUACCAGCCACGUUGACAAUUGGGUGAAGGUGUCCUCUGGGUCUGUGCUGGAUUUGCAUAAAGAGCCACGUUCCAGGGGCACCCUCCGGAACAGGUUUCGGAGGCUGUGGAGUGGAAAACCCUACUGA